CUUGCCUUUUCUGUCCCCAAGCUCCUCGAUCAGCCGUCAAAUUAAUACAGCGCGGUGUCACAAAGCUUUAGAGAGACCACUCGUCCAUCGCUACCGCAGCAAGAAGCGCUACAAGACCAGCUCACAGACAGGGGACAUGGGGAACACAUUUGGCUGUGCCCAGUGCGCGGGCGACGGAGAAGCUCCCGCGAACGCCGCGCCGACGCCGACGAGGAGGCCGCCCCCAAGGAGCAUGAAUUUGCCGACGCCGCCCGUCGUCCGGAGACCUCGCGGCGGCGGCGGCGGCACGUCGGCGCUGAUGCCGCCCACGAGCCACCUGCAGUCGAACGACGCCGCCACGACACCGCCACGGACGCCGCCGCCGAGCACCCCCGAGCCGAAGCAGAAGCUCCUCUUAAAACGAGUGGGUUCGCCCGGGUCGCUGCGAGCGCUCCUGCGCGCCGACGCGGCGGCGCGGCGGCGCGCGCUCGGCCCCGACAACGCCGUCGAGGCGCCGGCGGGUUGCGAGGAGGAUCUCUGGAUCGACAUUCAUGUGGUGGAAGCGUUCAACGACCUGCACGCGCUGUGGGAGCAGGUCGGGCUGGACGAGAAGUGCCGGGCGAAGCUCGGCGCCAACCCGCCGACCGCCGGCGACCGCACGUACGCCUGGGACCCGGACUCGGACGACGACGACACGAUCAUGGCCUGGGAUUUGCCUGCGGCGGACUACGUCGCGCGAACGUUCGAGUCGUUUACGAGAGCGAUUCGCGACCGGGCCGUGUUUCCGGAGCCAGAUGGAGGAGCGUUCCCUGCGGGGUUCCGGCCGGGCGCGCGGAAGGCCUGCGGCCGGCUCCUGCGGUGCUGGAUGCACCUCUACCACAACCACUUCUCGGCCGUGGCGGAGGCGGGCCGCGCGGACGGUGCGAACGCGUGCUUCAAGCGCUUCCUGACGAUCGCGCUGCGCUACGAGUUGGUGGACCGGGCCGAGCUGGCGCCGAUCGAGGACCUCGCGCAAAGCCUCCUGGCGCCGCGGAGGACUGUGGACGCCAAGGCCCUCGCGGGCGAGGAGGGGUGACGGUGCU
This is a messenger RNA of Pelagomonas calceolata, 1061 nucleotides long. Lineage: Eukaryota; Pelagophyceae; Pelagomonadales; Pelagomonadaceae. The record is from the annotation of a GenBank genome assembly.